AUGACCCGAGGAAAUCAGCGUGAUACUGAUCGGGCGAAGGCCCAAAAGAAGGCCGCCGCGGCGAAGACCAAGAACACCAUGUCGGGAACCCAGUACCAAAAGUCCAAGGAGGACGCGGCGGCUAUCAUGCGUGAGAAGCAGAGGAGAGCGGACGAGAAAAAGGCCGCCGAAGCAGCCGGGAAAAAGAAAUAA
This is a messenger RNA of Penicillium chermesinum, 192 nucleotides long. RefSeq names its product 4F5 domain protein. NCBI's taxonomy places the organism in Eukaryota, Fungi, Ascomycota, Eurotiomycetes, Eurotiales, Aspergillaceae. The record is from RefSeq and is a predicted model, not a curated record. The transcript has 3 exons. Bases 1 to 192 code for a protein of 63 amino acids.